Messenger RNA from Verruconis gallopava, 9983 nucleotides. RefSeq lists its product as uncharacterized. The transcript is spliced from 2 exons. Bases 170 to 9901 code for a protein of 3243 amino acids. Gene Ontology annotation, biological process: fermentation. NCBI's taxonomy places the organism in Eukaryota, Fungi, Ascomycota, Dothideomycetes, Venturiales, Sympoventuriaceae. The record is from RefSeq and is a predicted model, not a curated record. Gene Ontology annotation, cellular component: membrane.
CCGAACGUCGUCCCUUUUCACGGACUCUUUGCAAGAACGUCUGAGGGGGACUGCGGACGAAGACUGUCUCCAUAUAAGCGUGCGGUCUGCUAGUGCAGAAUCCCAGUGCUCCUCCAUGACUAGCCAUGAGCAGAAGAUCUAGCUCUGCGUUUCUUCACGAGCCGGCGCGAUGGCAGACAACAAUCUUGUCUCGCAGCCUUUGACUGAGGUUCGGGAUCUCAAUUGGGUGCUCCUUGUUGAGUUGUUGGUGAGCGGUAUAGUUGCCGUCUUCUUCUUCGGCUACUUCGACCGCCUCUUCGCAACGCUUGUCUCAUACGCCAUCCGCGCGUAUACAUGGCGCAACUUCCACGCCUACAUAGACAUACAGGCUCUUCAGAUAUCUUUGCUUGGAGGCAGGAUUUUUUUCAAGGAACUACGAUAUCAUGCUCAUAACGAGACCAUUGUCGUACAUUCGGGAUACAUAACAUGGAAAUACUGGUACCGCAAAGUCAGAGAUGCCGAGGUCUUCAGUGAAUCUCUUCCAAACAAGUCAUCUACCACGUCAUCGUCGUCGAGAAGUCGUACGCCUAGUCCGAAUCGGACGGAGAGCGGUGGUGUGAAGAAGCACAAGACGGCAUUGCCAUGUCGAAUCCAAAUCAAAGUUGAAGGCGUGCAAGCUUUUCUGUAUAACAGAAGUCCUGUUUACGAUGCAAUCGUCAAAACUUUUGCGGAGGCAAGCAACGCGGAUGACAAAGGUCCUGCCUUUGACGCAAUGGGCCUUGGAAAGUCUACGAGUUCCGAGACAUCGACGAGUGCUACUGGCGUCUUUGAACGAUUAGGGCAUCGCUUUAACCAAUGGCAUAGCCCUGAGAAGGCCAAAGAGACCGGAUCUCAAGACAAAGAUGGUGAGCAAUGCAUUGCAAGCCGUUCAGAGGGAGGACAGAAGCCGCCUAAGCUUCCUACCUUCUUGCAACUUUUCCCAAUCCGUGUUCGUUGCAAAAUUGCCGCCGCUGUGCUGGGAAAUGACAACACCAAAGCGAUCAUUACUGCUAGAAUCGACAAUGCAGAUGGCACCUUUGAUGCGGGCCAUGCAGGACCGCUGGACGUGUACAAACUCCUAUUCAAUUUUGAAUUUGAGAACACAGUCAUCAAAAUGAGGCCAAAUCAUGACUUCAAAGAGCCACAACUCACUAUGGCCGCAGGACUCAAGAACGAAGCCAUGUUUGAGGAUUCCAGCAAAUCCGAAGAACGCCCAAGACAGUCUAAGGUAGCUUAUCGUCGAGCAGCCAUUCUCGGGCGUUUCUUUGGAGCAGGCUCUUCCUCACAGUCUGUCCGGGCAACAUCCGUAGGCCGAGAUACUCGAAAUGGCCAUCAUUUACAAGCGCCAUAUGCAUUUCCUGGACAGGAGAGAUGGCAAGGUCUUACUAGAUAUCUGGAUGAUGAUAUUGUAAACGAACAUGAUGAGUGGGAUCCAAUCGAGUAUGCAUUGUACUCAACGAUUGCUGAGGUUCCUAAAAUUGGGAUGCUGUUCUACUGGGACAUCCCAGGCCUUGUGCCAACUGACCAAGAAAUGCUGGAUACGAGAGACGAGAAUUUGGGCGACAUCAAUGGAUCGACUCCUCCGGCGUACGGCAUGGACCUUCAUGUCUUUGGCGGCACAAUUCAUUACGGGCCCUGGGCUGAUCGUCAACGUAUUCAAUUCCAAAAUAUCUUCUUUCCUCCAACAUUUGCAAAUGCCAUUCCUGCUCGCAACUUGCUACCAGGUGAGGCAAGAGUUUCAACAGUUUUCAAGCUACGUCUCAUUGUUGAGGAGAAUACCACUCUUCGCAUGCCCGUUCGCGAACCCUCAAAGGACUGGAAGUGGAAGGGUAAGGCUGCUAGCUUCAUAAACAAAACUGACACAGAAGCGCAAGGCCCAAAAGGCAAAUGGAAAGGAAAGCGGAAAUCCUUCUGGCGAACUAAAGACAAGGGAACGGCUGGCCCCAAUAUGCGCCCCUUUGCUUGGCUAGAUCUUACCGUAAAAGCAAACACCACUGUCAAUUAUACUGCAGAUAUGCUAGCACGCCCGAGUGGUUAUAAAGCCAAAGUCCAUGUGGAGGUGUCCGGACUCGAGAUUCAAACGAGCGUCAACCACGGCUUGCUAUGGAGGUCUGGUUGUACUCGCAUUGACGCUGAUUUGUCCGUUCCCUUGGGGUGGAACGCCUUGAGAGAAUGGACGUUCAAUAUCACGAACGACGAUCUUGAACUUUUCAUACUCCGGGAUCAUCUGUUCCUCAUGAUUGACAUCAUUUCAGAUUGGAGUUCCGGACCACUGGCCGAAUACUACACAUUCAUACCUUAUAAAUACCUGCUUAAUAUUUGCUUUCGGAAUUUCAGGCUGUACCUCAAUACCAACACGUCCAACAUUAUAGAUGAGCCUGCUGAUUUCGAUAAGAAUCAAUUUGUAGUUUUGUGUGGUGCAACCCUACAAGCAGACGUCAUUAUUCCCCUUGACAAGUUUCGACCUGAGAGGAACGAAAUCUUUUUCGAUGUUUUGGCUAAGGAUCUUGGAUUACAGCUGUGUCUUAGUCCUGGCAACACAGUCGCGGCAUUCCUGGGCCAGAAGAAGGUCGCACUACUAGAUCGAGUCACACUCAAAGGCACUCAUGCCGCGUGGUCCGAGACGUCAACGAACCUAACAGACAGACUAACCUUCGAUAUACAUGGCGAGGGUCUAGACCUUUAUCUUUUCGGCUACGUUGUGGACAGACUUGUCACACUCAAGGAAAAUUAUUUUGGUGAUGACCUCCAUUUCAAAACUCUCGAGGAAUUUCAAGAAAUGAGUCGUGGGAAAGACCCUGCUGCUGAAAGCGAUGCCAAAGCGCAACAAUCGAACCGCUCCAACGAUCUUGAUGUUAUUUUGAUGAUUUCGGCCGAAAAAAUCCGUGGCUACAUCCCCUCAAAUCUCUACGGUGCUGACGAGAGCGUUAUCAUCGACUGUCCAUUCGCUUCUGCAGAUCUACGUCUCAAUAAUUAUUACAUGGAUCUGCAAGUAGACUUCAGUCCUUUAUCUGUGUCACAUAUCGGUAUAGAAGGAGGGAGCACAAAUCCUGUCAAGACGACCAGCGAGACGGAGGUCUUUGUGGCCUCGACCAGCCUUGUCGGGCAUCGCACAUUUGGUCUGCCGCCAAAGGAACCUGAUUAUCUAUGUCUAUGGGAUGUGAAUGUUGGAGCUAUCACUGGUGAAUGCACAGACAAGUUUGUGAAUCUAUUGACGCGUGCUGGAGCUUGCUUUGCUUCAACUUUAGACGACAACGAAAACGCAACUGCUCUUGUUGAACCGAUUGUCGUGCAUGAUAUUCAAUUUCUAAAACUGCGGACACAGGAUAUCAAAGUUUGGUUGCAUGUUGGUUCAGAUGCGCUACUCAUAAGCACCGGACAUGUGGUUGUUGAUAUGAACGACUGGGCCGGGCUUUUCUCUAAGAGAGUCAAGAUUCUCAUUCCAGACUUAGUUGUUGCGCUUGUGGAGGCAAAAUCAGGAUCCAGACACCGCCUCGGCGCAGAUGAGAAUAAACCAAUUCAGACACACGCGCAUAUGCGAACGACUAUAUGCUUUAGCGUUCUUGUCCGCAAAUUGCAGUUCAGUGAGGAAAUGCGGAAGCAGCAGGAACACCUGCUUGAGUCGGAUUCUCGAACACAUCGGACGCCCUUUUUGAUAAGAACACCACAAUCGACGUCGGUUCUUUCCCUGAUGCGUAACCACUAUGAACAGCCUGCAUCAAUUUAUCCUCCAGUCCCGGAACCUCUCACCCACGAAACUCGAAGUGCCUCAAAUGUUUCGUCUCCAGCCGCUUCCUUUUCCCGGCUUUCUUCUAGCUCUUCCUUCAGCUCAACAAGCAAACCCGAUCGGCCAAAAUCCCGUCUCUCUAGGCAAAUUUCCCAAGCAUCCCUUGCUCAAAGCCUGCGUAAGACAGGUGUGCGCUCCCAACGAGACGACCAUUCCCUUGGUGCUGAAAACACGGCUUCAGAAGGUGGCAAUAAUUAUGGAAAAGCGACUAUGGUCAACGAUAAAUAUGGCGCUAAACGUGGUCUCUCAACUUCUUCGGUGGCAUUUUCGAGCUCGCUUGCAGCCCCACGUUUUGCUCUUCAAGGAAUUGUGCCAGAUGCUUCAGAUCUGCCCUCGCCUGAUGACGUGCCACAGAUGCGACAUGACUCAAGUUUACCUGCGUUUAACGAUGUUGUCAAUCGCGAGAUUGACGAAGAAAUCACCCACACAAGCAUCAUUAUCAAUGCUGAGCCUGGCAUACAAUUUUAUUUCAAGCCAGAAGCAAUCUCUGCAGUAGCUGCUUUGCUAGACUUAGUCCUGCCUAAGAGUCCUGACGAGCUUCUUGAUGCGUUACAAAUGCAAGUCGUGAGCCAGCUACUGAACCUCGAGAAGCGGAAGAAGGGAGCGGGUGAGUCUCUCGAGCUCGCUGCUCGUGUCCCUUUUGUCAGUGUUCGCUUCUUGAAUACAUUCCACGGUGCAAAUGUUGGACCAGCUGAGGGCAUUGAUCAAUAUGAAUUUGAGGUCAAAAGCCUUGCCCUUACACUGAAAAACUUAACUCAGCCUGCUUCUCGCCGAGAUAUUGUCAAGGACUCCGUGUUAGUGCACUGUGCAAUCAAUUCUGUGACAUUUCACAUUAAAGAGGCUGCUAAGGGGCGACAGAGUCAAGAACGGUGCUUCUAUGCUCGAUUAGAGGAUCUGUUGCUCUGGUUGAGCACAGCUGAAAAAAACUCAGUUCACAUUUCAUUCCGCAGCUUCGAUGUUGAAGCUUCAAGCAAGCAGAUUGAGCUGCUUGCUGGGGUGGUUCAGCGCGCUUCAUUGCUGAUCAGUGACAGCACGGAGAAAUUAACAGCUCUAUGGCAAAACUAUAAAGAUAGGCAACGAUAUCUUGCAUACAGCCUCACCAUGUCUGGCAAUAGUGUCUCCGACCCUCCUUUCUUGAAUCGUACUGGCAUUGCAUUACGAGUCGCUCCGCACCACAUUCGCAACCACGAUUCGUGGAAGAUCAUAUCACGGUUGAGGUAUAUCUGGCAAAAUAUGUCCGCUGUCGAGAAACAGAGCCUCGCAACCGAGUGUAAGGAAGGCUGCGCGCUGUAUCCGGCUAAUGCUGAGGCUGUUGUGACAAAGAAUUGGGACGAAUGGCGCACUUGGGACCUGGCCCACGUCAAAAGGAGCCAUAUUAUGCAUAUCUUGUACGGGUCAGUCACUGAAGACUCAUCCAUUCCGUCUAAGGAGAGCUCUGCAACAGAACUUCAAAUACGAGGUCGUGCGAUUCGGGUGACUGUUGAUCCUGGUUCAGACGAGACACAGUUUGCCAUCCAUGCAUUGGCCAUCAAUCUGGACCUGUCUCCUCCUCUAUCUCCUUCGGGGCUCAUGCUGAUUCAGACUCCGGUCGAUGUACCUAUUGAAGAUGUUCUUAUGCACGCAAGUGCUAAAUCGAUUACCCUAGGUGUUAACUGGGAAAUCAUCAACCUUGUCGAAUUAGCACUCAAAUUCGCCCAGCAAGAUCUUGAGCAUAUUAUGCUCCGACAAGCAAAAUCAGAUGCUUUGAUGGGCAACACCAUUCAGAAGAAAAUUUGGCGCUCAUUCCAAGUCGUCAUUUCUGUGGGCAACAUCGGGCUCUCGGUUGACACGCCGAACUUAAACGCUUUAGUUGCAAGUAAAGAUUUCAGCCUAUCCAUUGUUGGAACGGACAAAUCAUCUUCAUCGAACGGAAGUUAUGUUAAUGCUCUCUUUCAUGCGGCUCAGUCAUACAUUGAUUUGCGAUCGCACCAACAUCACUUAGCGCAUCUAGGCGCCGAAGCGCCCAAUUUACUGAUCUCGCAUGAUACCAAAGGAAUCACUUCCCAUGAACCGGAUGACCUAAGAUUUGCCGGUACGACCUCCAAUGUCGUGGUUGAGACUAAGGAAGAACUACUUGGUAUAAUUGAAACGAUUGAUAUGGUUGUUCGCCAUGAAGUCGCGUUGGGCAUCCAGAAAUUCUCUAGGUUCAUGCCUGGAUCAUCACCCACUACUUCUACGACUAAAAUGAACACCAGCUCCGGAACCUUACCCAAGAUCACGAUGGCGUUGAUUAUGGAUUCAUAUCGUUUCGACGUGGCUUUGUUUCCAACCCUUAAGUUCUCUAUGUACGGCAAGCUUGGCAGAAUCUCCGUUUCACCGCAAUUUAGAGACGUCAAAUCCCUUGACAUCAAUGUCGAUUUGGGUGAGCGAUCGCAUGAUCUUAUCAGUCGUGAUGCGUUGGGAACGCAUGUGAUAUCCGUUCUCAAUAUGCCACCUCUCAAUGGCAAGAUCAAACUCAGACGAACUCCAGAACGACUUGACAUUGUUGUUUCGAUGAUCAUCGAGACUAUUGUUUUCGAGGCGCACGCUGUCCAUGGCUUGUUGAGUAUUCUCAGCGAGGACGAGGUUACCAGCACGUUUAAAGCCCUGGUAGCAGAUGCCCAAACCCUCAAACAAGACAUUGACGCAGUGUUAUCACAGUCGAAACCACCACAAACUUCCAUAGCUAGGUCGCCAGCUUUGACUGAUACAGUCACGUAUAAUGCUGUAGUUACGCUUGCAGGUAUUCAGAUCAAGGCAGACGCUCCAGGCAAGCUCAUGGAUUCCGGCACAGCAAAACUACUCAUUGCAUUCAACGGUUUGCAUCUCACAGUCUUCAAUACCGCCCCAGAUAGAGGCGAAUUUCUAGUCCUUCCGGAGAUACAUGCCCGAAUGAAAGAGUUCGUUGUGGAUCUGCUGAUCACGGAUAGUCGUGGGACGAGGCGCAGCGGAAAUCUCUCAUUGGCAGCAGCAGUUCAUUGUACGCUGCGAAAGUCUCGCAAAGGACAGAUUAAACGCAACUAUCGUGCUCAGGUCAACUCAGUGCAUGUCAACAUAUAUGCUGAAACUGCAUCAGCGGUAGUUGAUGUCCUUAACCAUCUCCAAGAUCGACUCAAAGAUGUCGACUUGUCCAAGGAGAAGAAGUAUUUGCGCAGAUUACGGCAGCCUAAUCGACGUCCCUCAUCGCACCUCAAGGAAUCAAUGUACUCUGACCUCAGCAUGACUUCUACAGGGUUGCUGGAUUCGUAUAUUUCCGUAUCAUUGAAUGACAUCCAGGUUGUGUGGAUCGUUGGUGGCUCCGUAACUGCCUUCCCAAAAUACAAACCUGAGGAUCUGGUCCUGUCUAUUCGUCUGAUUGAUCUGUCCACGAAGUCUGAAAAUUCGUCAAGUCUUAAGAUCCAAGACUUCCAAAUUCAAAUGGUCCCAUCUGGCGGCGACCGCAUUAGACGAUCACUCAACUCAGCUUUAAUGCCUCAGGUUAUAUUCAACGUCGCUUACGCUUCAACUGAUGAAGAGCGAAAACUUGCAUUCCAGGCCGCAGGGGAAUCUGUGGACAUUGUACUUGAUUCUAAAUUUAUGCUACCAGCAAAUAUGUUACAGCGAUCCAUUGAGUUGGCCAUUGACAAAUUCAGAGAUGUCAGCAUGUCGUGGCAAAUGACGCCUACUGCAUCAGGAGCACAACGGAAAAAACUUCUUGGCGACAAAAGACUGUCAUCCCUUCUCGUCGAUGCGGACUUUGCUGGAGCUGUCCUUCGCCUAAAAGGUAGAGGGCGUGCGCAAAACGCCGCCUUUGCGAGUUCGAUGCCUGAAGCAGAGUAUGAAAAAAAUCGUGGCAGAUACGGCCAAUUUAUCGGUGACGACAAUUCUACCGGAACGAAGAUUGAGACACCAGGACUCGCGAUCAGAGUACAGUAUAAAGAUAAUGGCCUUGAAUCGUCACUCAACGGCGAGAUCAAAGUCAGCGGUUCGUCGAACACGCUCGUACCCACAGUAGUACCUCUUAUUCUUGAAAUCUCUGAUAGUAUCAAGACGAUUGUUGCUAUGAAUGAAAGCGCGCCACAACGACCCACUACCCCAUCAGCGUCGACUACUUUGAUUGAUGAGAACCUUCUUACUGCAGAUCCAAAUGAGCUCCUCGGCGGGACUAGCAUCAAUCUCGGUGUACGUAUUUGCAGACAAGAAUUCAGCCUCAGCUGCCAACCUAUCGCUCGUGUUGCGGCGUCCGCACAUAUUGAUGACAUCUAUAUCACGGCCAAUAACGUUAAAUCUACGGAACACGAUCACUUCAUUGCCGUCUCAGCGCGCUUCGACAAUUUACAAGCCUCGAUACAGCACAUUUAUUCACGGGAGUCGACGUUCAACUUCGCCAUCCAGUCGAUCGCUUUGUCCGUUAUGAACAGCAAACAUCUUAGCGGCAAGGCUGGCCUGUGUGCCGUAGUCAAGGUUUUCCCGAUGCGAACACAGAUCAAUGCCCGUCAAUUGCAGGAUUUCUUGCUCUUCAGGGAAAUUUGGUUACCACCAGAAAUCAGAUCUUCAAGCGCACCCCCAGCCUCGCCGCCAACAGUUGACUCGCAGGAUUAUUUUGUUGCUCGCUAUCAGCAAGUCACCAAUACAGCUGCUUUCCCGUGGACUGCAACACUGCAGAUCGCGGAGAUGAAAGUGGAGAUCGAUAUGGGUCAGUCAAUUGGAAAGGCUUCGUUGUUCAUUGACAAUCUCUGGGCAUCCUCACGAAAAGAUUCGAACUGGGAGCAGAACCUAAUCAUUGGAAUUGGCCAGGUCGGCAUGGAAUGCACUGGAAGAACGAGCGGCUUUGUAGACCUGUCAAAUCUCAAGGUCCGAACCAUGAUUGCAUGGCCGAAACAAGUGCCAGGCCACCGCCGAACCCCUAUGAUCCAGGCGGCCGUAGGUUUUGAGCGGCUCCGCGUCAAGGCAGCUUUUGACUACCAAGCUUUCGGCAUUGCUGACAUCUCUUCGUUUGAUUUCCUCAUGUACAACGUUCGGCCCGACGAUCCAAGGGAGAAGGACCGCUUGGUAGCGAUGCUCGAGGGAGAUAAAAUCCAUGUUUUCUGUACUGCAACCACCGCUGCCCAAUCAGUAGCAUUAUUCCAAGCCUUUGAAAAACUUAAGCAAGAUACGGAAAGCGCUUACGCAAAUUCACUCAAAGAUAUCGAAAGAUUCUUGAGACGGCAUUCGACAACUGUACAAACUCAAGUUGGGACAAAGGUACCGCCACAAGCACGGGUCAAGAAAGAGAAGGGAGAUGCAGCGGAUACGCCCAUCAAUCUGUACACUGAUGUGGUGGUCACGAUCCGCUCCAUACAGGUUGGAGCAUUUCCAUCUGCUUUUUACGACUCGCAAAUAUUCCUCAUCGAAGCUUCAGACGUACAAGCUCGCUUCGCGGCAAUGGUUGAUCGUGGAAAAGUCCGGACAGGAUUAGGUAUGACUCUUGGUCAACUCCAGGUUGCCCUUACUGCGGUCCAACAACCUACCGGACCAAGGACUUUACAAGAGAUUACGGUUGAUGACGUAGUCACAACAGCGGUACAAAGCCGAGGAGGAACAAUUUUGAGAGUUCCGAAAGUCAUUGCAACAAUGGAGACAUGGCAAUCACCAGGCCAAAUGACGAUCGAAUACAUCUUCAAGAGCAGGUUCGAGGGCAAGGUGGACGUAGGCUGGAAUGUCGGUCGUAUCUCUUUUAUUCGCGGGAUGUAUAACAAUCACGCGCGAAACUUAGCUUCUCGUCUCGGAAAGCCCCUGCCUGAGUCUGCAGUCAAGAUAAGAACGGAGCAAAUCCCAUCAGAAGAGGACAAGGCAAAUGCAGAAGCAGGUCGAGAACCAGAGAAGAUCACUGCGGUGGUAAAUGUACCAAUAUCAAAAUACAACUACAUCCCGCUCGAACCUCCCAUAAUCGAAACACCACAGUUGAGAGAUAUGGGCGAGGCAACGCCUCCACUGGAAUGGAUUGGUCUGCACAGGGACAGGUUGCCUAAUGUAACACAUCAGAUUGUCAUCGUGGGAUUGAUGGGCAUUGCAAGAGAGGUUGAAGAUGCUUAUGGCAGAAUUCUCGGCAACAGUUAACCAAGAACUUUUAUGUUUUUCUUUUAAAAAAAUAUUAAUUUUGACCUAAGCAUGUAGGAAUUUAACACAAAGUUUGAAGCUG